AUGGCCCGCACUCACGCACCCUGCGCAGAUGGCCCGCACUCACGCACCCUGCGCAGAUGCCCCGCACUCACGCACGCUGCGCAGAUGCCCCGCACUCACGCACGCUGCGCAGAUGCCCCGCACUCACGCACGCUGCGCAGAUGGCCCGCACUCACGCACCCUGCGCAGAUGCCCCGCACUCACGCACCCUGCGCAGAUGCCCCGCACUCACGCACCCUGCGCAGAUGCCCCGCACUCACGCACCCUGCGCAGAUGCCCCGCACUCACGCACCCUGCGCAGAUGGCCCGCACUCACGCACCCUGCGCAGAUGCCCCGCAUUCACGCACUGGCCGGCUGCAGAGAUGAAGAAAGAGAAAAAGGUGAUAGCGCAAACUUUAGGUUCUACUUUUACUUUUUUGCUAAAUCUUUACAAAUGGCUCCUAUUUUCAGUAAUAUCAUUUAACUGUGGACCCUGGAUACAGUAAAUAUAAAAUAUAGCAUAGUGUGUACUGUUGGAACAGAAUAGAAUAUAGUGAGAAAAAAUGGCACAAUCCCAAUUUCCAGAGCCAAAUAAGUUACUCUGAACUAUAGAAGCAUUUCAUCCAUUUAUUGGGAUUGCCGGGUCUGUUGGAUCUUCCCUGAUUGGCAAGCGUGAAACAUCUCUCCAGGAACUCAGGAACCGGGUACAGGUUGUUAAAAAGGAAUUUAUUACAUCAAAUAUAAAAUGGCACAAUGUGUUUUGACCAUAUGUGGUCUUCGUCAGGUGCAGUUUGUCUUACCCAUAAAUACCCCUCUGCCAGGUAUAGAGCAGGUGUGGCUACUGCCUCGGUAAAUGAAUGCCCAAAUAUGGCCAUGGCUGGAAGUUGUCUGCCACCACUAAGAUGGUGAUCCUUCUGGUUUCGGCAUUGCCCUAAAUAGCCACCUCCAACGUGGCUAAAAAGUCUCCUGUCCGAGGUAUUCCAAGAUGGUAAAAGGUCUCUUUCUAAUAUUCUGGGUUACCAAGAUGGCGGUGCGUCCACCUCCGGGGACAUACUUCCAUCCCGUUCUCAGGGACACAGCCAUCGCAUCACUCUCUAUUUGUGUGCAGUCAUUGAUAUAUUACAGCAGUAA
Molecule: messenger RNA, 1090 nt
Organism: Pelobates cultripes (western spadefoot toad)
Lineage: Eukaryota; Metazoa; Chordata; Amphibia; Anura; Pelobatidae
Source: the annotation of a GenBank genome assembly